Ixodes scapularis (black-legged tick) is the source of this 2008-nucleotide messenger RNA. Its product is annotated as protein ANTAGONIST OF LIKE HETEROCHROMATIN PROTEIN 1. The transcript has 6 exons. NCBI's taxonomy places the organism in Eukaryota, Metazoa, Arthropoda, Arachnida, Ixodida, Ixodidae. The record is from RefSeq and is a predicted model, not a curated record. Bases 244 to 1560 code for a protein of 438 amino acids.
CUUCAAUGCUAUUACGUGCCAACAUAUUUUGUCUCUCUCAGUAUUGACGUGCCGAAUUUGUUAUCAUCAUCAUUAAAUACACCACGCGCCUGCGCAGUGGCGCGCCGUUCUGCUAGUUUUGGCGGUCUGCUGCUUGUCUCCUGGUGCUCAGCUUUGUUCCUCGUACUUUUGUUUUUAGUUAUUUCCAGUAUUUUCCUUUUUCUGUCCGUUGUGCAUUGUGUUUUUUUACCGGACUCCGCAAGGAUGGAGCGCGAGCUACAAGUGCUUCUGCUACGAAAGAAGGUAGCGUUGCUACGAUUAAUGCGAGAAAAGAGGAACCGGAGCGAGCGGACCUGUUGGGUUCGCCCGAUUUUUCUCAAAAGGAAGGAGGAAGGGCUCUACCACACUGCCAUGAAGCUGAUGAGACAAGGAGACCACCAGUUCUUCAAGAAGUUUUAUCGGAUGAGCCCAGCUACCUUCGACAUGCUGCAUGAGCUGGUGCAGGCAGAUUUGCAGCGCAUGCACUGCAUACGUGAGCCUCUGGCAUCGGAAGAGCGACUUGCCAUCACUCUGAGCUACCUUGCAUCCGGUCAAGAUGUGAAGGACGUGGCCUUGGCGUACAGGGUCGGGCUGGAAACAGCUCGGCUGGCUGUUCACGAGACCUGCCGCGCCCUCUGGGCCAGACUGUGCCCCAUUUACAUGAAGCCCCCCACGGAGGCUGAAUGGGUCGAAGUGGGAAACGGCUUCUCGCGGAGGUGGCAGUUCCCGAACUGCCUUGGAGCAGUGGACGGGAAGCAUGUUGCGAUAACCUGCCCCAAGGACUCUGGCAGCACCUAUUACAACUACAAGCACACCUUCUCCAUAGUGCUGAUGGCGGUCGUCGACAGUGGCUACCGCUUCAUUUUAAUCGACGUUGGGGCCGAGGGACGGCAGAGCGAUGGGGGAGUCUUUAAGGCGUCCGAUUUUGGGCAAGCCCUCGAGAACGGCACCCUCAACCUCCCCGACCUGGGCAAGCUCCCCCGGUGCCAGGAUCCUCGACUGGCCCCUCACGUCUUCGUCGGGGACGAAGCGUUUCAGCUGAGGCCCGAUUUUCUGCGGCCAUAUCCCGCCAAGGACCUGACCGGGGAGAAGCGGGUAUUCAACUACAGGCUCAGCCGAGGAAGAAGGUGCGCUGAAAAUGCCUUCGGCAUAAUGGCGGCUCGGUGGAGGAUCCUGUUGCGAACAAUCAACCUGAUUCCACAAAAUGUGGAUUACGUCGUCAAGGCCACGUGCGUGUUGCAUAACUACCUCCUGGAACACCGCGAGCAUCCCGAAGGCUAUGCAGAUAAGGACGAUUGUUUCGGGAACACCACAGAAGGGUCUUGGAGAGCGGAAACGUCGGAGGCUUCGAAGAAGCUGCUCUUCUCGAUGCAGCCGACGUUUUCUCGCAACUUCUCAGAUGAGGCUGGGGCAGCUAGAGAAGUAUACACCCACUACUUCUCUAGUCCACCAGGGGAGGUUAAGUGGCAGUGGAAGUUGCCUGGCGUAGACAAAGGAAAAAUCCAAAGAGGUCUCGUGCAGAAAGGUGCAAUGAUGAAGUAAAGCCAUGUUCCAGAUUUGGUGAAAGAAUCGUUAAGAGCUCCAGUGAUGAAAUUGGCAUUCAACCUUUUGUAGCAGGUUCUGUAGCAGACUUUUUUCCUUGCCUCCUACUUUCCUGAUUAAUAACUAAGCAAUAAACUUUUUCUUUUUUGCUUUGCUUAUUAUUGUGCAGGUUUGGCAAAAUUCUUAGCAAAAAUGUCACUGCAGCGCAAGAUGUAGCAGACUUUUGAUUAUGGUGCAAAAGGGCGCAGCACUUUCAUCACUGGAACUCUUUCGAAGUCUUAACUGGAAUGGCUCAUUAAACCUGCACAUUUUUUUGUUGUAAUGCUCUGCCCAAGUUUUGUCGAGUAUAGUUGACACCAGGCAGAUUCCACUGUGCAAGCAUCGACGCAAAUCUUGUUUUACAACUGUUUUAGCUAGUGAUUGACGAUUUUGGUGUGCUCAGCAUUGU